This is a messenger RNA of Dalotia coriaria, 1769 nucleotides long. RefSeq lists its product as uncharacterized. The record is from RefSeq and is a predicted model, not a curated record. Bases 717 to 1268 code for a protein of 183 amino acids. The transcript is spliced from 4 exons. NCBI's taxonomy places the organism in Eukaryota, Metazoa, Arthropoda, Insecta, Coleoptera, Staphylinidae.
GUAUUAAUUCGAAUCAUCUUUUCGCAAAUACGUAAAAGUGUAUUAAUAGUGCGCAAAAAUAGCAAACUCCUUGGACUUUCAGCACUAUCAUUGUUAAAACAUCGAGGUCGUUCAUAUCACUAGAAUCGCCACUUGUGAAAAUAUUUGGUUCCGUGAAUGGCGACUUCAGCCCACAGUAAACAAGAUAAUUUACUAAUUCCGGAAAUAAAAGCAAAUAUUGUACAAACUGCGGCUGUGGUUAUAAAGAAAAUAAGCAAUACAUCGUUAUGAAUCUACGCCAAUAUAUAACUAGUCUAUUAAUAAAUUAUAUACAACUAGUAAUCAGGAAGAAAGUCGAAAAAACCCACAUACAGCUUCUGGUUCAAACACAUACGAGUAUUACGAUUCUUUCAAAGCAAGGUUGAGAUGGUGAUUUAUACCUCAAUAAAAAAAGGAGCGUUGAUGAGGAAUAAUAAGAAUCGAAUUAGGAAGGUAGGUAUAAACUUGUGAUUUUUUUCCAACUGGAAAUUCCUAUCAAAAGCCAUCCGGUCAAGCAAGGUCCGUUAUCGCGGUUGUGUAAACGAUACACGACAACAACUUGCCACCGCUGUGAAAGAGUCCCGCGCGCCACAACGCGAACACGUCCAUGACUCCCAUGCUAGAAUCGAAUAAACUGCGACGAACCACGGAGUGAACCACCUUGUUUGUACCGAAUCAUCUUCAUUACCUAGCCAGACAUGUUGAAACUGUUUAUGUAUCUUUGCUGCGCGGUUAUACUGCCGUACCAUGUGAGGCUAGAGUCGGACUUGGGCUUUCCGGAACAAGAACAUCUCGACAUAGAGCGCAACAAAACUAGAAUACCGCUUUACAUACCCGGAAAAUGCCAACCCAAUCAAUUGCUCUAUCCUGGUGACCAAAAAACGGAUUGGAUCUGCGAUUGUAAGCCAGGUUACUUGUAUUAUGCACCAAUGGACGGCUGCUACGAGGCAUUCCGGCAAGGUCCGUGCGCGAUCAACGAGUACCUGACACUUCCAAGCGGCGAAUUCAAUCCGAAAUGUACAGUAAAUCCGUGCAAAACAGACGGAUACGCUUUAUAUAAUAAUACAUGCCACCAGCUUAAUAAACCAGGUGGACCUUGUAAUCUGCAAAAAGGCGAUGGUGUUUUCGGGGUGGACAGUUCAACAUUAUCACUGGGUUGUAUCAAAGGCGCUGAUCGUAUAUCUAUGAUUCUACCAACUAACGAUUGCCCGCCAGGAAGUCAGCGAAAUCGGAAUGGGUGUAAACCAUAGUAAUUAAUACCGCGUAUCAGAUUGAUCAAUCACAGAAUACAAACAACAAUCACACUGCCUUGACCAUUCAACACUUAAAUUCAGAAUUCAAAGAAAGACUUACCGACUUUAUGACACUUCAAACGAGAAAGUUGUAAAAUUAUUAAUAGCGUUGCAUGCAAUACACAAUGUCACGUUGUAAGAAGAGAAGCGUUAGCAUUAGGAAAACAAACAGCGGCUCACUACACUGUGCCGGCGAUGCGUGCUGGUCAUGCUAGCAUACAUAUUUCAAUCUACAAUAGAGCAUGAAUGCGUUGAGGCAUAUAUGUGACUCACAACAACAUAAACAAGUUCAUAUCGUUGCUGGAAAUGGUUGGAAUAAUCGACCUUCAAUAUGUGUGCAAGCAUCGCAGGAAUUUAAGUAUUUCGUUAACUGAGAUUUGUAUGCUUGGUUGCAUAUAAUUCUGACUGUCAUGUGCUUUUAUAUGAAUUUAAUAAAUCUGGACAAUGAGUUUGUGUAAA